UGCGUUUAUUGUUGAUUCUGACAAAUUUUCUUCCUUUUUAAAAUAAUAAAAUAAAUAAGAAGAUGUGUCUUUUUAUUAUCUACAAAAAACUAUUUUCUUAUCUUGACAUUAAUUGUCUUUCAUUAAAUUGAAAAUUCACUGACAGUUUCCUUAUACUUGUGUUUUUUGAAUAAUUUACCACUUUUAGGUUAGGACGCAAAAGAAUAAAAGUUCGAAAAGAAAUUUAUCAAUAUACAGAUAAAUAAAUAGAUUUAUUGUUAAAAUCAAUUGACGAAUUGAAAAUUAUGGAAAUUGAGGAAAAUGAAGAAGUGCAAACGGUUCUUGCACGAUUGAAAUCUGAGGAUGGAGAAGUUUUACCAGGCGGUCUUUUAGAUCUGCCAGUGAAUGUCACAGUGGAACAAUUGCAAUUAAUUUGCAAUACAUUGUUAAAUGAAGAGGAGCCUCUACCAUUGGCAUUUUACGUAAAUGAUGUGGAAAUUGAAAAAUGCUUGCAACCAUAUUUGAGUUUGAAUAAAGAUUUCAGCACUAGUGAGAAUAUUGUUGAUAUUAUUUAUCAACCACAAGCGAUUUUUAAAGUUCGGAGUGUCACCAGAUGUACUGGUGAAUUGGAAGGUCACACUGAGGCGGUGUUGGCGGUACAAUUUUCACCAAAUGGACAAUAUUUAGCGAGUGGUUCGGGUGAUAAAACAUUGAGAUUGUGGGACAUUCACACUCAGACACCUUAUAAAACGUGUGUAGGACAUGCGGACAAUGUACUUUGCGUUGCUUGGUCGCCUUGCGGACGAAAAGUCGCUUCGGCCAGUGAAAAUGGAAAAAUUCUCCUUUGGAAUGCAGAGGACGGAUCACAAAUUGGCAAACCAAUGACGGCUCACAAAAAGUGGAUAACUUGUCUCAGCUGGGAACCGUACCACAGCAACGAAACAUGCAGAUUUCUUGUCAGUUCAUCGAAAGACACUUCUUUGAGAAUAUGGGACACAGUUCUCGGGCAGACAAUUCGAGAAUUAAGUGGACACACCAUGAGUGUUACUUGUGUCAAAUGGGGUGGUCGAGGUCUUAUUUAUUCCUCAUCACAGGACAGAACAAUUAAAGUUUGGAAAGCUGAUGACGGGAAAUUGUGCAGGAGUCUCGAAGGCCAUGCUCACUGGGUGAACACUCUGGCGCUUAAUGUUGAUUACGCUCUAAGAACGGCAGAAUUUGAAAUUACGAGGAAAAAAAAUGAAUUGGAAAGUGCUAAAGAACGCGCUAAGCGACGUUACGAAGCUGUUGGUGAGGAAAAACUCGUUUCCGGAUCCGAUGAUUUUACUCUAAUUCUCUGGAAACCUGAGACAAGUAAAAAACCUGUUGAGAGAAUGUCGGGCCAUCAACAAUUAAUAAACGAUGUAAAGUUUUCUCCAAAUGGAAGACUAAUUGCAAGCGCGUCUUUCGAUAAAUCCAUUAAACUUUGGGAUGGAAAUAGUGGGAAAUUUGUUGGCGUACUAAGAGGACACGUGCAAAGAGUUUAUACAAUUGCUUGGAGCGCGGAUUCUCGAUUAUUAGUGAGCGGAAGCGCUGAUUCUACUUUAAAAGUUUGGAAUAUUAAAAUGAAGAAAUUACUUCAUGACUUACCGGGACAUGCGGAUGAAGUUUAUGCCGUUGAUUGGGCACCAAGCGGCGAUCGAGUUGCUUCUGGCGGUAAAGACAAAGCUUUGAGAAUUUGGCAAAAUUAAUUAUUAGAAUUAAAAUUUAUUUCCAAUUAUUCUAAUUCUAUUCUGAUAUUUUGAUAAAAUUUCAUGGAUAUUUUCAAUUGAAGGUGGAGAACAACUUUUUUUCUGUCUAAAAGCAAAUUUCAAGAGAAAAGAACAUUUUUCAAUAGAUUGUAUUUUGGAAUUUUUAUAUAAAUACAUUUUUAAAUUUUUUAACUUAAAUAUUUUAUUAAAUAUAAAGAAAUUAAUCAUUUAAUUUUGAC
This is a messenger RNA of Leptopilina heterotoma, 1945 nucleotides long. It is a transcript of the gene Nle, whose product is annotated as notchless protein homolog 1. Gene Ontology annotation, molecular function: protein binding. The transcript has 6 exons. The record is from RefSeq and is a predicted model, not a curated record. Lineage: Eukaryota; Metazoa; Arthropoda; Insecta; Hymenoptera; Figitidae. Gene Ontology annotation, biological process: Notch signaling pathway; ribosomal large subunit assembly. Gene Ontology annotation, cellular component: nucleolus. The coding region runs from base 285 to 1706 and encodes 473 amino acids.